CCUCAGUCAGCCAGGUUGGCCUGCCUCUCUGGCCACCAACCUCUCCUCUCCUCCAGCAUGGUGUGUCUGUGGCUCCCCAGAGACCCCUGUGUGGCGGCUGUGGUCCUGAGUCUGUUAAUGCUGAGUCCUCCCGUGGCUUUGGUCAGGGACCCCCGACACGCUGCUUCCACAAUAGCAAGGGGAAUUCCACUGUCUAUAGUUUGCUUCUGCUUUGGAAAUCAAGUCUUUGAAGAGGCUGGGAUCCCCAUGACACCUAUGAGCACGUUUUCUGGAGCAGUUGAAGGCUGAGUGUCACUACGUCAAGGGGAGGGAGCAUGUGUGGAGCGUGACCAGAUUCAUCUAUAACCAGGAAGAGUUUGCCCGCUUUGACAGUGUCUUUGGGAAGUUCCUGGCAGUGACUGAGCUGGGGCGGCCCAUAGCUGAGUACUUGAACACCCAGAAGGACAUGCUGGACAAUUACCGUGCCUCUGUGGACAGGUGCAGAAAUAACUAUGACCUGGUUGAUAUCUUCAUGUCGAACUUAAAAGCUAAACCCAAGGUGACCGUGUACCCUUCAAAGACGCAGCCCCUGGAAUACCACAACCUCCUGGUCUGCUCUGUGAGUGACUUCUACCCUGGCACCAUUGAAAUCAGAUGGUUCCGGAAUGGUGAGGAGGAAAAGACUGGAGUCGUGUCCACCGACCUGAUCUCUAAUGGAGACUGGACCUACCAGACCCUGGUGAUGCUGGAGACGGUUCCUCAGGGUGGAGAGGUUUACACCUGCCAGGUGGAGCAUCCCAGCCUGACCAGCCCUGUCAGAGUGGAGUGGAGGGCUCGAUCCACAUCUGCACAGAACAAGAUGCUGAGCGGAGCCAUGGGCAUGGCGCUAGGUCUGUUCAUCCUCGCGGUGGGGCUGUUCAUCUACUUAAGGAAUCUGAGAGCAGGAUCAGUGUCUCAUGGUGCUGGAGAAGGAGCCGAGAGUUCCACAUCCAGAUUGACGGGCAGCAGGAGUGAAUGUCACACUGGGCCUGCAUUGAGCGUCUGAGACCUGGGAGCCAGCCCCCAGUGACACACUUUCUCCAACAAGACCACACCUGCUCCAGAAAGCCAUAUCUCCUAAUAGUGCCACUCCCUCUGAUCCCCUGGGAGCCAUUUUCUUUCUAACUACCACACCGACUCUUAUCUAAAACCUUGCGUGUGGCUCCUCAGGGCAGCUAAGCACCACAGAUCUCAUGAAGACAGCUAGAAACUGGAUGAGUUUAGAGAGGACUGAGGUUUGGUUCUAAUGAUGGAUGUCCACUCCUCUGUGGACCUGCACAGAGCAGGACCCUGAGAGUCCGUCUCCAUCAUGUGUGAAGAAUUAGUUUCAAGUGUAAGAAGCUAGCAGUCAGUCAGAAGCCUCUUUCGGCAUAGUGAUUGAUAAUGCAGGGCGAUUCACACACAGCCACACAGGAUUCAUUUUAUGUCAGGGCAAAUUCAAGUCUCAGUUAUGCAUGUGUUAAAGCUCAUUAUGUAUUUACAUAAACUAGAUUUUCUGAUAGGAAUUGGAUAAGCUUAGAGUGAUGUGUUUGACGCCAGAUCGGCAGCUUCACCUUCAAUCCAAUAAUUUCCUUAUCUAAUAAAACCUCAUGUUUACCUGUGAAGUUUAAAUACUGCUUAAUGAUUCCCUGGGUGAGUAAUAGAGAUAAGGAAUGGAUGCAAACCAACAAGUAAAAAUGAAUAACUAAAGAUGCUCACUAGGGUUUUCCGGGGCAUUUUGUAUUUACAGAGUGACUUAGAGAGAAUGUCGUGAAUACGCUCGGUCUUACCGUCUCCCAGUCUACUCUUCCAAGUGUUUAACUGCAUUUAUUUUUCCCUAUGGUAUUUUAUAGUUUUCCAAACAAAAGUCUUCCUAGUGUGUUGGUAGUGCUAUCUGUGUAUUUGGCAUAUUUUUAACAUAUAUAUGCUAUAUAUGUAUAUGAGAUGCUUGUAUAUACAGACAUGAAAUUUUCUUCAGCAGCAGCAUGCAGUCAAUAAUUGGCAUUUUUUGAUAUUAUUGUUGAAAGCAACAUCGUCUUGACUUUGGUUUCAUUUGUUUCUGCCAGAAUUUUAUUUACAAUGACUUUGUACCCUACAUUAUGAAACUUAGUAAUUCUAUGCAUUCAUUUGGUUUUUUAAUCUGGCUACAUCUAGAGGAAACUAUGGCAACUUUGUAUCCUUUGAGAUCCUAAUCCCCUUUGUGUAUUUAUUUGGCCAUUUUCCUCAUUGCCCAUUGUAUGAUGUUCUAGAUACCAAACGGGGCAGCUUUGAAUACGCUACCCCCAUGCCUGAUGUGAGCAGCAGGGCAGAUGUCUUUUUCCAGAUCAAAUAAAUUGUUUUUUUAAAUGC
This is a messenger RNA of Rattus norvegicus (Norway rat), 2346 nucleotides long. RefSeq names its product RT1 class II, locus Db2 (gene RT1-Db2). Gene Ontology annotation, biological process: antigen processing and presentation; immune response. Gene Ontology annotation, cellular component: MHC class II protein complex; membrane. NCBI's taxonomy places the organism in Eukaryota, Metazoa, Chordata, Mammalia, Rodentia, Muridae. The record is from RefSeq and is a predicted model, not a curated record.